UUAUGUAUACAGUCGACGCACAGUGUUAUUAUGUACAGUACACAGUUGUCUAGUUAAGCUAGGCUAACAGUUUACCCUUGCUGCCAGUCUUUGUGCUAAGCUAGGCUAACAGUUACCCAUGUAUCCAGUCUUUGUGCUAAGCUAGGCUAACAGUUACCCAUAUUUCCAGUCUUGAUGCUAAGCUAGGCUAACAGUUACCCAUAUUUCCAGUCGUUAUGCUAUGCUAAGCUAGGAUAACAGUUACCCAUGUAUCCAGUCUUUGUGCUAAGCUAGGCUAACAGUUACCCAUAUUUCCAGUCGUUAUGCUAUGCUAAGCUAGGAUAACAGUUACCCAUGUAUCCAGUAUUUGUGCUAAGCUAGGCUAACAGUUACCCAUAUUUCCAGUCUUUAUGCUAAGCUAGGCUAACAGUUACCCAUGUAUCCAGUCUUUAUGCUAAGCUAGGCUAACAAUUACCCAUGUUUCCAGUCUUUAUGCUAAGCUAGGCUAACAGUUACCCAUGUAUCCAGUCUUUGUGCUAAGCUAGGCUAACAGUUACCCAUAUUUCCAGUCUUUAUGCUAAGCUAACAGUUACCCAUGUAUCCAGUCUUUGUGCUAAGCUAGGCUAACAGUUACCCAUAUUUCCAGUCUUUAUGCUAUGCUAAGCUAGGCUAACAGUUACCCAUGUAUCCAGUCUUUGUGCUAAGCUAGGCUAACAGUUACCCAUAUUUCCAGUCUUUAUGCUAAGCUAGGCUAACAGUUACCCAUGUAUCCAGUCUUUAUGCUAAGCUAGGCUAACAAUUACCCAUGUUUCCAGUCUUUAUGCUAAGCUAGGCUACGGGUUCAUUGACAGACAUGUUGAGACGUCUGAAAAUCUCCCGUCUAUCAACUCGCUGCUGCUCCAACUUCGUCUCCAGGAUGAGGUAUGUGAGCCGGCUGAAGGAGGAUGACUCGGCGUGUGCUGCAGCGCUGCAGAACGCUCACAUGUUCCUGUUCCACCGUCUGGAUCCUCUGCUGCAGCGCUGCCAGCAGGGAACCUUCAGCCCAGUGACCCUCAGAACCACAGACGUGCAGUUGAUCCUGGAGAGACUCGGUUCCAACAGAACCCUGCUGCAAGAGUCGGUUCUGAUUGGCUCCUCUGAACAGAACCAGCUCCAGUUCUGUCUGGACCUCGGAGAACUGGAUCAAGCUGCGGUAGAACAAGAGUGUGGAGGACGUUUCAUGAAUCUGAGGAAGGCGUUCUUUCUUCUGCCUGAACCAGCAGCUCCUCUAGUGGCCAAGGGUCAGGCUCUGCUGCGCUGGCAUCAAACCAGCGGCUUCUGCAGCGCCACCGGCGAGCCGACCCGCCGCAACCAGGCAGGAAGUCAGAGAGUCUGCAGCAGCUCCGGCAUCACCUACUACCCCAAGAUGUCUCCGGUAGUCAUCAUCCUGGUGUCUGAUGGGAAACGGUGUCUGUUAGGCCGCCAGUCGUCCUUUCCUCAGGGCAUGUACAGCGCCCUGGCCGGCUUCUGUGACCUGGCCGGAGGCAGCGAGGGGCAGGAGGCAGCGAGGAGCGAGUGUGGUGUCAUCUGCAUACGUCACCAUUGUGAACUUCUAAAAGGGGCCUCACAGCUAAAGUCCGCCAUGACAGACCUGUCUGUGUACCUGUCUGUCUCUCUGGGGGCACUGCAGGUGAGACCGUGGAGGAGACUCUGAGCCGGGAGGUGGCGGAGGAGGUGGGUCUGGAGGUCUGCGGGGUCUCCUACAGCUCCUCGCAGCACUGGCCGUUUCCUCACAGCUCCUUCAUG
Messenger RNA from Pseudoliparis swirei, 1764 nucleotides. RefSeq names its product nudix (nucleoside diphosphate linked moiety X)-type motif 13 (gene nudt13). The transcript is spliced from 7 exons. Gene Ontology annotation, molecular function: hydrolase activity; metal ion binding. Lineage: Eukaryota; Metazoa; Chordata; Actinopteri; Perciformes; Liparidae. The record is from RefSeq and is a predicted model, not a curated record. Bases 833 to 1672 code for a protein of 279 amino acids.